AUGGCCAAACCACUCGGCCGUCUGGCCUCUGAAUCAGUGCAUGUUACCAUCAACCCGGCUCCUCGGUCCAUCUCCGAGAGCAAACUGGUCUUAUCUGCACUGCAGAAAUACGGCGAGGUCGUCACUUUUCGCAAUCUCAAGUACGACAAAACACAUACCUCCCCCACCGCAUCCCAAAACACAAUCCUAAUCUACGACUCCCCUCAAUCCGCCAAAUCCGCCAUCGCCGACACCCCUCUUUCCAUCCCCAUUCCGUCCUCCUCCUCCCCUUCCACUUCUAUCACGGAGAGACCCUCCCGGGUUGACCCCUGGAGCACAUCACCAGGAUCAGACACCCCCGCGCCACGGACCCGUCCGCGGAUACUGACCUGCUCCCUCCAACCAUCACGACAUAACCAUAUGUCGGCGCUGAAUCGCAACCCGUGCUAUCGAGGAUUCUACGUCCAGGGGGAUAGUUACCAUGCGGUGGAUUUGAUGAAGACGGGUAUCCCGCUGAAGGAGUUGGCAGAUGUGCCGGUUCGAUGGAAACCGGCGCAUUCGAAGGGCAGAUGGAGAGAGCAUGUCGGACUGUCGUUGCAGGAGAUGUAUAAGGAGGGGUUUAGACUAGAGAAAGCGAAAACGAAGCAGGAAAUGGACACGCAGGAGGAAUUGAGGCUUACGGAUGGGAUGGCGGGGAUGGAUGAUGCGAAGUAUAAGAGGUAUACGCGGGAGACGGAUAAUGCGAGGAAUAUUGAAGGGUUGGAUAUGGAUAUCAGGGGUAGGAUGAGGAGGUGGAAGAAACGAAAACAGAACCAAAAGGGUUGA
Molecule: messenger RNA, 804 nt
Organism: Aspergillus tanneri
Lineage: Eukaryota; Fungi; Ascomycota; Eurotiomycetes; Eurotiales; Aspergillaceae
Exons: 2
Coding region: 1-804 (267 amino acids)
Source: RefSeq, a predicted model, not a curated record